GGAAUGGAACUGCGACGAAACCAUGUAAAUAAUAAUAAUAGUGUAUUGUUGUUCUUUGGUAUAUUUUCACACACACUCUCUUCUGUAACUUACAAAAGAAUAUUCAUAAUCACGUUUGAAUAGCUCUUAGACACAAAUGAGUUGGGUUAUAAAUUAGUAAUUAACAAUGGCAUGUUACAAAUUAGACUAACAACAUUGUAGCAAAUCAAGCCGAUUAUAUUUUAUUUAAUUAGUAAAAGAUUAACACAACAAAAGAAACCUGAAAAUAGUUAAGUGGAGGGCCCCAUGACCACUAACAAAAACAUAUAAGCUCUUUUCGUUUUGUUACUCUCUCCAUUGAAUUCUGUCUUGAUCACUUUCGAUUCUCUCAAAAAAUCCCAUAACUUUCCCAACGAAAAAUGUUCCGAUCAAUGAUUGUUCGAUCUGCUUCCCCAGUGAAGCAGGGUCUUCUCCGCAGAGGAUUCGCCUCUGAAUCUGUUCCCGAUCGCAAAGUCGUCAUCCUCGGUGCCGCCGGUGGGAUCGGCCAGCCACUUUCUCUUCUCAUGAAGCUUAACCCUCUCGUCUCUUCUCUCUCCCUCUAUGAUAUCGCCAACACUCCCGGCGUUGCUGCUGACGUCGGUCACAUCAACACCCGAUCUCAGGUUUCUGGGUACAUGGGUGAUGAUGAUUUGGGGAAAGCUCUAGAAGGCGCUGACCUCGUCAUUAUUCCAGCUGGUGUCCCAAGGAAGCCUGGCAUGACCCGUGAUGAUCUUUUCAACAUCAAUGCUGGCAUUGUCAAGAACCUCAGCAUCGCCAUCGCCAAGUAUUGCCCACAAGCACUUGUCAACAUGAUCAGCAACCCUGUGAACUCCACUGUUCCAAUUGCAGCUGAGAUUUUUAAGAAGGCUGGUACCUAUGAUGAGAAGAAAUUAUUCGGUGUCACCACUCUUGAUGUUGUCAGGGCUAGGACUUUCUAUGCUGGAAAAUCGGAUGUCAAUGUUGCAGAGGUUAAUGUUCCAGUUGUUGGUGGUCAUGCUGGCAUCACGAUUCUUCCUCUCUUUUCUCAGGCUAGCCCUCAAGCCAACUUGUCGGAUGAUUUAAUCAGGGCCCUCACAAAGCGUACCCAGGACGGAGGGACAGAAGUCGUGGAGGCAAAAGCUGGAAAGGGUUCAGCUACAUUGUCAAUGGCCUAUGCGGGAGCACUCUUUGCUGAUGCAUGCUUAAAGGGACUCAACGGUGUUCCAAAUGUGGUGGAAUGCUCAUUCGUCCAAUCUACCAUCACCGAGCUUCCUUUCUUCGCCUCAAAGGUAAGACUGGGAAAGAACGGAGUGGAGGAAGUGCUAGAUCUAGGGCCACUCUCAGACUUUGAAAAGGAAGGCUUAGAAGCCCUCAAGGCAGAACUCAAAUCCUCUAUCGAGAAGGGCAUCAAAUUUGCCAACCAAUGAGUUUUUGCAUCUUGAAACUAUUGAUUUUGGACUAAACUUUAGGUUAAUGUUUGUCUUUCCAAUUUUCCGGUAGAGUUGUCUUCUUCCUCUGCGGAUUUUAUAAUUUCCCUUCAAUAAAUUCUCCAUUUCUGCUCUUGAGGAACCAACCAUUGGGAACUCUGUAAUAAAAAGAACAAGCUGUUGUGCUGCUAUGUUGGUUAUGAUUCGUUUUCCUUUUUCCUUAUUGUUUGCUAGAAAAAAGAAAGAAAAUAAUAAAUCGUUGUGAGUUGCAUUAUUUGGGCAACUACUACUACUAUUCAUAAGUUGCA
Molecule: messenger RNA, 1732 nt
Organism: Arabidopsis thaliana (thale cress)
Lineage: Eukaryota; Viridiplantae; Streptophyta; Magnoliopsida; Brassicales; Brassicaceae
Gene: mMDH2
Product: Lactate/malate dehydrogenase family protein
Exons: 7
Coding region: 399-1424 (341 amino acids)
Biological process (GO): tricarboxylic acid cycle; malate metabolic process
Cellular component (GO): mitochondrial matrix
Molecular function (GO): malate dehydrogenase activity; oxidoreductase activity, acting on the CH-OH group of donors, NAD or NADP as acceptor; L-malate dehydrogenase (NAD+) activity
Source: RefSeq, marked reviewed